Molecule: messenger RNA, 1793 nt
Organism: Coturnix japonica (Japanese quail)
Lineage: Eukaryota; Metazoa; Chordata; Aves; Galliformes; Phasianidae
Gene: GINS2
Product: GINS complex subunit 2
Biological process (GO): double-strand break repair via break-induced replication; DNA replication
Cellular component (GO): nucleus; GINS complex
Source: RefSeq, a predicted model, not a curated record
CCAAUAGGAAGCGUGGGCGUUUGGCGGGCGCGCGCCGGUUCCGGACCCUAUUAAAGGUCCAUUAAAAUGGAGCCGGCAGAAGCGGAGUUUAUGGCCGAGAAGGAGCUGGUGACCAUCGUACCCAGCUUCAGCAUGGACACAGUGCACCUGAUCGGGGGGGAUCUGGGCCCUUUCAACCCCGGUUUGCCUGUAGAAGUGCCGGUCUGGUUGGCCAUCAAUCUGAAACAGAGGCAGAAAUGUCGCCUGAUCCCACCAGAGUGGAUGGAUGUGGAAAAGCUGGAGGAAAUCCGGGACCAAGAACGCAAAGAAGACACCUUCACUCCGAUGCCCAGCCCCUAUUACAUGGAGCUCACCAAGCUGCUCUUAAACUACGCCUCUGACAACAUCCCCAAAGCAGACGAGAUCCGGACGCUGGUGAAGGACACGUGGGACACACGGAUGGCCAAACUAAGGCUGUCUGCAGACAGCUUCGUGAGGCAGCAGGAGGCCCAUGCCAAGCUGGACAACCUGACGCUGAUGGAGAUCAACACCAUUGGGACUUUCCUUACUCAAGCCUUGGAUCACAUGUACAAACUCCGGACCAACCUUCAGCCUUCGGGAAGCGCCGAGUCCCAGGAUUUCUGAGCUCUUCUGCCCACACCAGCCCUCCAUGUAUGUACAUCCACUGUGCCAACCUCCACCUCCCUGUGCACAUCCCCCAGCACCCUGUGAGUUGGGUUAUCUACAUGCAGCCCAUCCUUGGCAGCAGCUGCUUCCCCUGCUGCUCCCACACAGCCUGGGGAGGGAGCAGGGAGCUGCUGCAGGGCUCCAUGAAGCUCUCACCUCCCCUUAGCAGCACUUCACCUCCCUUUGGUUCAGAGGCUGCUGCCAAAGAUGCUCGCGGAUACAGGUGGUGUCUUGCCAGCAUCCAGCUAAUGAUGUCGGGCAGAUCCCUCUGCCCUGCAGAGCGUGGGUGUACUUCAUAGAGGGAACUUCUGAGGGCAGCACAGGCCACACACUGGCUUGAAAGCAAUGGAUUUCAAGGCGGUGCUUCACUCAGAGCCUCCAAACAGGGAAAGAUUGUGCCGGCAGGGAGAGCGCUGGGAGGCACAUCCAUCUGCUCCUUGGAGAAGGACAAAAGGAAAUGGCUUUUCCCUCUCUGAGCCAGGCUGGUCGGUGCUAUUAAACAUCCCAGCACCUGGGUGACCACCAGCUGGUUGAGCAGGACCCCGAGAGGGACAGGGAGGGGGAUAAGGACCCCAAAAGGGGAUGGCAAAGCUGAUCCAGCUCCUGCCCAAGGGGAUGUGCAAAUGGAACCUUGAUAUUACAGGCUGGCAUGGGAAGGAAAGGGGGGGGGGGUGGAUCUCAGCAUAGAAGCAAAGCUGCAGCAGCUGCAGCCACGAGGGCUGUGAAUGGCCAACCAUUUUCCAUCCCUAUCCUCCCUCCUGCACGCAAGGAAGGAGAGCAGUGAGAACACAAGGAGCUGAAGGCAGAGGUCACCUUUUCCUUUGAGCUUAUCUGGUGGCAAACAAGGAACAGCUUCCCCUGGGAGCACAGCCCUGUGCCCACCAAUGUGCUCUCAUUAUCUUAGGGGGGGGAUUUGGGGCUGCUCCCCAUGCUGCCCUAUAAGUAGUGACUCCCCAGCACUCAUCACUAUGCAAUGCUUAUGGCUGCCCCAUUGCAUAAGUGAAGGGGGGGGGGCUGCUAUAAACAUGAAGAGGAGGAAUAAAAACCAAAUAAAAAGGAGGGUGGGGGGGCAAAAAACAUAAAGCAGAACCAUAGUUUAAAAAAAAAAAAAGGCAAGCUUUGUUUUC